AGCCCUACCUCGUAAAGUGCAGGGGGGUAGCUACGUGUUGUGACUAGAGUGCCAAGCAUCUGGGGAAUAUUACCCUGAAGGCUUUGUCAUGCUAUACUGAACAGCUGGAAGCCAUCCGUGCGGUUGUAUUGCCCUCCCAACCCACACAGGCCAUUGCUGAAUCCACCAGCAGUGUGAGAAGACACCACUUUAAAUGGGACACAAAAGCGGUUGCGGAGGGUGUCUCGUUUGUCUCCAGGAAAACACUUUGUAGCCCAAACCAGUGCAUCAAUGGAUGAGGAGGCUGAGAGCCCGCUCCCUGGCAUAGAGCCUGUGGAAGAAGAUGAUGAUGAUGUGGAACCAAGAACAGAGAGCAAGAGCAGCGAGGAAGAGAGCACCUCUGAGGAAACACCAGCACCCUCAGACCUUCUCAAUACUAAAGGACAGCUGAGCCCUGAUCCAGUAGAGGAAACAGAAGCGGAAGACAAAGAGGCAGGUACCGGUGGUGAGCCUCCUGUCGACUGGUUUGAACCACUUGAAGAUGAUGAAGAUGAUGCCAACAGUAGGAAUGAUCCAGAGGAAGAAAGCCUGGCAGGAGAAAGUGAAAGGAGCGAGAGUGUGGCAGGCAGCGAGAAGGCUUCCAAAAGGAUAUAUCAGCUUCACGUGCCUCGCCGUAAGCGAACACAUCCUGAUGAGGGAUGGGUCAAGUGGACUGUACUUGGAGAGGGCUGGAAACGCAAAGAGGUUGUCCGACGCUCAGGUUCCAGCAUCGGCCAGAAGGAUGUGUAUUACCUAAGCCCGCGGGGUGAUCGAGUGAGAAGUAGAGUCGAGCUGAUCUCAGUGCUGGAGGGAGUACUCGACUUGUCAACCUUUGAAUACAAGACGGGCAAGUUCCUCGACGGUGAGGCGCCACCCGUAAGAAUUCGACACAGAGUGAAGAGAAAGGUCCGCGAGCGUUCUUCGUCAGAGUCCAGUUGGAUGGAAAGAGGAGAGGGCGCAGACACUCCCGACUCCCACCACAGGCUCACGCCAAACCUCGUAUCCAAAAAUGCCUUGUCCAAUCAGACGAGCGUCUCUUCGAAUAGCGCGGCGGGAACUCCAAACCCAGGUUCUCGCGCAGAGGAUCCUCCUAUGGAAGACAAAAUCAAGCUGCCUCUUCCCUCGUCGUCGAAACCGCUUCCGCUCCCGUCCAUAAAUGGAGAAAUCGGGUCAGAAGACAGCACUCUGAUCUGUGCCAGAUGUGGGAUUUCCUUCACAGGCACUUGGUAUGACAAACAAAGGAAGAGGCCCUGCUGUCCGACCUGUUGGGCAGCAUCAAAGAGUAAAGAGCAUCCAAUGAUUCGUUUCAGAAAGUGGAUUCCUUGUGGUCAGUGUGUGGGAUGUCACAACACGGUCAACUGUGGGCAGUGUGCCAACUGCAAGCAUGGUCUACAGAGCCCCGAGUCCCGCAGACGAAUUUGCAGAAAGCGCAAAUGCAUAUGUCCUAUUCGCAAGGGCCCAGGAAGUGGAGGCUUCAUGCCGCAGAGGCCUUACAACGACAUUCCUGAAACGUUUGACGACAGUAUGAGUUUCCAGAGUGAAGUUACGGACUCACAGCACCCAAGUCUUAAAAGCAGCGAUACGGAGAACUUCUCGGUCAACAUUGACGUUGAAGAUGAGGACGACAUGUCGACUGACGACGACGAUGAUUGGCAUAAAAAGCGAAAACGUCGUUCUUGCGGAGAAUGCAAGGCCUGUCUCUGCAGGAAAGACUGUGGCACGUGCGAUUUCUGCAUAGACAAGCCCAAGUUUGGAGGCAGCAACAAGAAAAGGCAGAAGUGUCGUCUACGGCAGUGUCAGAGGCAGGCGAUGAGACAUUUGUUGCCUUUCCAGAUGGGACAAGGUGACUAUGGGCCAGAUGGUCCAGUGCUGCCGGGCAGACCCAGACCUCACUACACAUACAGUCGGAAGUCAGGUUUAAAGAAAAGCAAAGGGGCACAAAUUGGCUUGGACUUCAGUGACAAUGAAGAUGAUGACAGUAAUUUACAACCAAUGAACUGGAGCUCUGAGCCCGCUAGAGGCAGCAAACACUUGUAUGACGUGAAUGUGAAAAACCACCAAUCACCUAUGCAGUUGAAUCAUUCAGAUUUUGGCGUGCGGAAUGGGCUGUCUGACAGAGUCCCUCACAUCAGCAACCAUAACAGCUCUCAACUAGACCAGCAAGGCAGACGGGAUGCACUCCCAAGCAGAGACGGUCAAAAGCAACUUGAAGAAGACGACGAAGAGGAAGAAGAGUUACCAAUGAUUACACAGAUCUUCAGUUUAGCUGAAAACUCAGCUGGAGGUGGUGCGGACAUGGAAAACCAGCUGGCCAAACUACUACAGUCGUUACGCUCCUCCGUUCUGCCAAUCCUAUGGUAUGCUAUAAUGGUGGAAGGCCCGCAGCUGCAGCUCAUCCAGUGUUCAAAACAGUCCAACAUGGCCGACACCAUGGUGCUGAUCGACCCAGGCUUCUUCUAUCAGGUUACCGUCCAAAAGCAGCCGCUGCUCCCCACCCACCCGCUGUACGACAGCUACCCGGCACGGUUAACCUCGGUGACUGAGGUGGUCAACCUGCUUUUGGGUCUGGAGAAUUACGUGGUGUGUCAGGGAAUGCCCCCCAAAGAACCGUUAUUUUAUAAAGAACCUAUCAUACUGGAGCGGGCGUCAACGUGUGAUUUCUUGGUGAAGAAGAAUGUGAGCGUGUGUACUAACUGCAGAGUGCUGCAGGGAUUUUCGCCUAAGCAAAGACAGAAAUGAAGAACUUGUGACCACACUAGAGACCCCACUGGCUUUCUGGUGCAACUUUGUGCCAUUUUGUUCUUUUGGCUUUUCUUUUGGUGAUAAUAUAUAUAUGACAUUCUACUGACUUACCUCUGGACUGUAAUAGUUUGAAUUAUUUGAAGAUUCACCAAAGGCAUUCCAGGAGCUGUGACGUUAUAAUCCAGGUGUGUUUCUUCUCAGAUGUCUUUUAUUAAUGUAUGUUGGUUUAGGGCUUUUCUACUUGACUGUUACAUGUCAGAGUUUGAGCAGUGUGAUGGAUAGAACUGUGUGAUCAGUGUGUUGUUGGUUGAUCCACACUCUUACUUGAGGAAUAUUGCUCACCCCCUCCCUCUCACCGUUAUUACAAGUUUGAGGGAUCCUUCUCCCCUAAAUUUCGUCUCUCUCAGCCGCAAAUUUCCUGAUCUUUUCACCAUCAACAUUGGCCAUCUUCACGUUGGCAUUCUGCCGUGUAACAUUUGUAACAUACUCAAUGGAGUUUGUCAGCAAACGUGAUUCUUUUUGGGAAACAAAAACAAGAUAUAUUUGCAUCUUGCCCAGAUUUUCCAUUUUAUUGUAAUUUAUCACUUUAACUUAAAGUUGCACCUCUUUUUCCAGUAUUCGCUUGACAUGUAGCAUUUUUAUUUUUAUUUUUUUAAAUGUUCGUUCUGUUCAUUUAACAACAGUUGAUUUAAUUCAUCAUAGGAUUUAUGAUUUUGCGUUGCGGUGCUGGACUAACAUGUUUAACACUCCAAAUUAUUUAUGCAAAAGGUAAAAUAAUUGCAAAUAGGAGUCGAUAUAGAAUACAGGGAAUAUGAAAGAACAU
Stegastes partitus (bicolor damselfish) is the source of this 3583-nucleotide messenger RNA. It is a transcript of the gene mbd1b, whose product is annotated as methyl-CpG binding domain protein 1b. The record is from RefSeq and is a predicted model, not a curated record. Gene Ontology annotation, biological process: negative regulation of transcription by RNA polymerase II; DNA methylation-dependent constitutive heterochromatin formation. The transcript is spliced from 17 exons. Gene Ontology annotation, molecular function: zinc ion binding; methyl-CpG binding. The coding region runs from base 271 to 2757 and encodes 828 amino acids. Lineage: Eukaryota; Metazoa; Chordata; Actinopteri; Pomacentridae. Gene Ontology annotation, cellular component: nucleus.